Molecule: messenger RNA, 339 nt
Organism: Haemonchus placei
Lineage: Eukaryota; Metazoa; Nematoda; Chromadorea; Rhabditida; Trichostrongylidae
Source: the annotation of a GenBank genome assembly
AUGCGCCUGCAAGUAAAAAUUAGCAGAAGAAUUGACGUCACCCCAAUAAAAGCCAUAUAUUUACUGUCUAGCCCCACUCUGGAAGAAAAGAGAAAGCAGUAUCCCGCCCACCUCUUCUUCCCCUUGGAGGAGCUUCAUCAUCCGUCAUUUCUGAAAGAUGUUAGCCGUAAGGCUCGAGAGCGCUACUAUAAAAUCCUCUUCAAUGAAAAAUUGUCCAUAGCUGAACAAAAGAGGAUGAUCAUGGAAGCCGUUCAUUUCCCUAUGAGAAUUAUUGAACCACUCCAGGAAGAAGUCAAGCGCUUCUACGGUAAGAUGGGGAAGCGCAUGGAGCAGACGAAC